AUGUCUGACCUUUGUCCUGUUUACGCCCCAUUCUUUGGCUCCAUUGGUUGCGCUGCCGCUAUUAUCUUCACCUGUUUCGGUGCCUCCUACGGUACUGCUAAAUCCGGUGUUGGUAUCUGUGCCACCUGUGUUUUGAGACCAGAUCUCUUGAUUAAGAACACCGUUCCAGUCAUUAUGGCCGGUAUCAUUGCCAUUUACGGUUUGGUGGUGUCGGUCUUGAUCUCAUCCUCUCUUAAACAGCAACAGGCUCUCUACACAGGUUUCAUCCAGCUCGGUGCCGGUUUGUCUGUUGGUCUUUCCGGUUUGGCUGCUGGUUUUGCUAUCGGUAUUGUUGGUGAUGCUGGUGUGAGAGGUAACGCUCAACAACCUAGAUUGUUCGUUGGUAUGAUUUUGAUCCUUAUUUUUGCCGAAGUGUUGGGUCUUUACGGUUUGAUUGUUGCUCUUUUGCUCAACUCCAGAGCUACCCAGGACGUUACCUGUUAA
Ogataea philodendri is the source of this 483-nucleotide messenger RNA. RefSeq lists its product as uncharacterized. The coding region runs from base 1 to 483 and encodes 160 amino acids. The transcript is spliced from 2 exons. Lineage: Eukaryota; Fungi; Ascomycota; Pichiomycetes; Pichiales; Pichiaceae. The record is from RefSeq and is a predicted model, not a curated record. Gene Ontology annotation, biological process: proton transmembrane transport. Gene Ontology annotation, cellular component: proton-transporting V-type ATPase, V0 domain. Gene Ontology annotation, molecular function: proton-transporting ATPase activity, rotational mechanism.